This is a messenger RNA of Rubroshorea leprosula, 519 nucleotides long. NCBI's taxonomy places the organism in Eukaryota, Viridiplantae, Streptophyta, Magnoliopsida, Malvales, Dipterocarpaceae. The record is from the annotation of a GenBank genome assembly.
UUGCUGCUUCAUUUAGAUGAAGAUUCUUCUGCGGGUGAUUCAUUGGAGAUGUGGAUGAUGGAGGAUUCUGGUUGGGUUAGACAAUUUGUUGUCAAUGUGAGGCAGCUUCGUGCACCUAUAUGCUUGGCCACGAAUGAUGAAGUUAUGCUACUGUCAGCACAUUCUAAUGUUGGCCUUGAUCAUAUUCUUUCUUGUGACCUCAAGACCUUGGAGUUGACUGACCAUGGAGUUGUGGAGGGCAUAUCUCUUGCCUCUACCUAUACGCCGAGCCUGGCCUUACUUGGGGAAGGAAACGAGUGGUUUGAGGACCUCUGAAUGGUAUGAUGUUUAACAUUGUAGUUAUAGUAUUUCUCAAUUUGUUUUUGGUUUUCAUGAGACACUAUUUGUCCUGUUUGAUUCAGUUUAUAUAUUUUGAUGGCUCCUUUUUUACCAUUGUGCUUUCAGCAUCUCAGUCAUAGAGUAUGAGUGUUUUCUUGGUUGGAAUGGAAUGUGUUUUAUUAGUAAAACAGUAUCCAAUCU